This is a messenger RNA of Merops nubicus (carmine bee-eater), 1482 nucleotides long. RefSeq names its product pleiomorphic adenoma gene-like 2 (gene PLAGL2). The coding region runs from base 1 to 1482 and encodes 493 amino acids. The transcript has 2 exons. NCBI's taxonomy places the organism in Eukaryota, Metazoa, Chordata, Aves, Coraciiformes, Meropidae. The record is from RefSeq and is a predicted model, not a curated record. Gene Ontology annotation, molecular function: DNA-binding transcription activator activity, RNA polymerase II-specific.
AUGACGGCAUUUUUCCCCACUGUUCCCAACUGGAUUCAAGAUGCAAAGCAGGAGGAGGAAGAGACAGGCUGGAAAUUAGUCCCCAGACCACGAGGCGAAGAGACGGAAAGCCAGGGAAAGUGCCAAUGUGAACUCUCGGAGCCCUCCUUCGGCGGCGUGGAGAAGCUGCGGGCUCACGCGCUCCCUCCCGCCGAGCAGAGGCCCUACAACUGCCCCCAGCUGCACUGCGGCAAGGCCUUCGCCUCCAAGUACAAGCUGUACAGGCACAUGGCCACGCACUCUGCUCAGAAGCCUCACCAGUGCAUGUACUGCGAGAAGAUGUUCCACCGGAAGGACCACCUCCGGAACCACCUGCAGACCCACGACCCCCACAAGGAGGCCCUGCACUGCCCCGAGUGCGGCAAGAACUACAACACCAAGCUGGGCUUCCGCCGGCACCUGGCCAUGCACGCGGCGGCCAGCGGCGACCUCAGCUGCAAGGUGUGCCUGCAGACCUUCGAGAGCACCCAGCUCCUGCUGGAGCACCUCAAAGCCCACUCCAGGCGGGCGUCGGGCGGCGCCAAGGAGAAGAAGCACCCGUGCGACCACUGCGACAGGCGCUUCUACACCCGCAAGGACGUGCGGAGGCACCUGGUGGUGCACACGGGGAGGAAGGACUUCCUGUGCCAGUACUGCGCCCAGAGGUUCGGCCGCAAGGAUCACCUCACCAGGCACAUGAAGAAGAGCCACUCCCAGGAGCUGCUGAAGAUUAAGACCGAGCCCGUGGACAUGCUGGGUCUCCUCAGCUGCGGCUCCUCUGUCGCGGUGAAGGAAGAGCUGAGUCCCGUCCUGUGCAUGGCAUCCAGAGACAUGAUAGGGGGUAAGAGCUUCCCUGGCGUGUUGCCCGUGGGCAUGUACAGCACGCACCUCCAAACCGUGCCAAGCUCAGGGAUGCCCCAUUCUUUGGUUCCUAAUUCUCUCCCGAUGGGAAGGAGCUAUUCUCUGGAGUCUUCUCCCAUCUCCUCCCCACCGCAACCUCCCCCAAAGUAUCAGCUUGGAUCUACCUCAUAUUUGCCUGAGAAACUACCCAAAGUAGAGGUGGACAGCUUUUUGUCAGACUUCCCUGGCAGCCUGUCUCUCUCGUCUGGUGAGCCUCAGUCCUCUUCGCCUCAGCCACCCCCCCUGGACGAGGCUUUGCUUUCCAAGAGCCCUGCUAACCUUUCAGAGGCUCUCUGUGCUGCUAACAUGGACUUCUCUCAUCUCCUCGGCUUCCUCCCCCUAAACCUUCCUCCUUGCAACCCGCCCGCGUCGUCGGGGGGGUUGGUCAUGGGCUACUCUCAAGGGGAGACGCAGCCACUGCUCACCACUUUGCAACACCAACCUCAAGAAUCCCCCGGAGCCGGGGCCUCGCUGAACUUUGGGCCCCUCCAUUCGUUGCCCCCCGUCUUCACCUCCAGCUUGAGCACGACCACGCUGCCGCGUUUCCACCAGGCGUUCCAGUAG